AUGGGAAUUCCCUGCCCUAGCCAAGUCGAGAAAGGCUCCGGAGCCAUCUGGCCUCGAAGACCGGAGACCGAGAGGUAUCACCACGCCAAUCUCGAUGACCAGGAGCGCCCUCCCCCCCCUCCCCAGUUGGAGAGUGUGGAGAGGGAGCCGGCUUUCCUGUUUGGGUAUUUCCGCGAGCCGGAAGAGGGGGAGAACGCGACGAUCAUUGCCGCUUCCACAAGCAGCCAUUUUGGGCCAUUCGACACGAAGGAUGAUGAGGGAUGA
Messenger RNA from Thermothelomyces thermophilus ATCC 42464, 264 nucleotides. RefSeq lists its product as uncharacterized. The record is from RefSeq and is a predicted model, not a curated record. NCBI's taxonomy places the organism in Eukaryota, Fungi, Ascomycota, Sordariomycetes, Sordariales, Chaetomiaceae. The transcript is spliced from 3 exons. The coding region runs from base 1 to 264 and encodes 87 amino acids.